Messenger RNA from Desarmillaria tabescens, 2064 nucleotides. RefSeq lists its product as uncharacterized. Lineage: Eukaryota; Fungi; Basidiomycota; Agaricomycetes; Agaricales; Physalacriaceae. The transcript has 2 exons. The record is from RefSeq and is a predicted model, not a curated record. The coding region runs from base 328 to 1809 and encodes 493 amino acids.
GUAACGUGCAAGGAUAGUUGUAUUCCAGCUAACCAUGGACAAGAUAUCGCGGACAACGGAAUUCAUGGAAUCAGCCUGGGAACCGCGUCCCAGCUGUUCCUGCCCAAAUCAUACAUCUGCGCGCUAUUUAGAUAGCAUAUAUCCACUUCCAGUUACCCAGAACGUCGACCUAUCGCGUCUCCAAUCGACCAACGAUGUACCACUUCCCAGUGAAGUUGAUGCGGUGAACGGUGUAAUUCUCGAUGCGGAGCAGCAGCUCGUGCAGAUACAACAGCAGAUCACACAGCUAACUCGUUCAAGGGAUGCCCUGAUGGACAAAUCACUCGAAUGAAUGCCCAGAUAUCCACGCUCACUCGGCGCUGCGAAGAAACUGAAACGCGAAUCCAAGAGCACAGGAAGCUUCUCAGCGCCGUCAGGUGGCUUCCAAUGGAGAUUCUCCGGGAAAUCUUCCUAGCGACAGUGGACUUUCCCCCACGGAUGUACCAGUCCAUGUAUAAGAUGUGGUUUCUUGACUCUUCCCCGAUGACAUCAUUAUGGGAUAUAGAACUUGUUUCCAAGGGGUGGCGCAGAGCGUUGUUAUCGUAUGCGAGGAUUUGGUCGCACGUCAUCAUACGAGAUGCGAGUCUUUUUGAUCGUGGAUACAGGGAAGUAAUACGUCUGGGCCGACAGCUGCAGCGUGCCCAAAACCACCCUCUAUCCAUUUUCAUUCAUCAGCCUCAAGACGGUGCUGUUGUUUCUUCGCAUCUCAUUGUGUCUUUAAUCCCCUUCGCUUCCAAGAUUCAAACAAUGCAUCUCAGUGUUUCCCAUGCCUCCGUCCCUCGUUUCCAUCCACUUAGCUCAUUUUUGGUCUCUCUUCACUCUCUAUCGAUCCUUUCCACUGAUAUUUCUGUAACUCCUCACUUGGUUUUCCCUAAUCCAUUCGAGAAUACCUUCCGCGACGCCGAAAAUUUACAACGUUUGGAGCUUCUGGAUGCCUACGCACGCAUUCACCAGCUAUCCAUUCCUUGGCGUGCCAUCAAGCAUCUCAAGAUUAUCAAUCGUCUUGAAGUGCAAUUUCAUCAUUACACGGCGUUCGAAGACAUCUUGGAGGUUUUGAACAUAGCGACAACUAUCGAAGACCUCGAGCUACAGAUAUCCCUCCUAUCCCCAGUCUCUCCAGGCAUAACCAGUCCUUCAACUGCACCAAGUCUUCGUUCUUUGAAGUUAUCCACGUCGAUCAAUCACUUUGGAAACUUCUCUGCACUCCUUGACAGAUUGGACAUGCCAUCAUUGAGUCAACUGGUCGUCGAGUGCGCCGACAGUACACACGGCCACACCAUGCCUAACCAAGAUAUCAUGAGAUCCUUUCUCGGAUUACUUGAGCGCUCCGAGUGCUUGCUGACCUCGCUCACACUAUACGAUGUUCGCAUGACAUCAUACGACAUGCGCAGUCUCUUUAUCCGACUGCCAACCCUCGAAGAACUGCACCUCGCAAAUGUGGGCAACGACACAAUCACCAACACGAUUCUUCGUAAGCCCACAGCCAUUGACAAGACCCCGCCAGCGUUUCCAAAACUGCAUACACUUCAUAUCAAUGGCGCAUGGGGAUUCGAACCGGCGAAUUUUAUUAAAAUGGUCAAGUCGAGGUGCGCAUCGGCAGAUGGCUAUGCUCAGUUAAGAUCUGUCAGUGUCGCGUGGAAGGCUGGCGUCCCGGACACCCUUGGUGACAUAGAGGAUCGAGCGCAUAUAGUUGCCUCUGAGCUUAAAGACUGUGAUACUGAUGGUUUGGAGCUCUCUUCUUUCGUAUAUUGGAGUAUCGGGUCGAGAUAGCGAGAUUGACAAGCUGUUUCAGCGCGAUCACCAUCUACGUACAGGCUACGAUAAUGUGUAGACAUCAUCAGCUUAUUCUUGCAGCGAUAAUGAAGGUGGAUGUGGGGCGCAUACGGUGCUUGACAUCGGAAAUCAGAUGGCUCGCGGUCCACCUUCUCAAUACGAGUCUUUACCCACUGGUCAACUUUUCCCGGCUGGAGAGACAACGUAAAGGACAACAACAAUAUAGAAAGCCACUAUCUUGCAUUCAAUGGU